This is a messenger RNA of Eupeodes corollae, 690 nucleotides long. RefSeq lists its product as uncharacterized. Bases 1 to 690 code for a protein of 229 amino acids. The transcript is spliced from 3 exons. Lineage: Eukaryota; Metazoa; Arthropoda; Insecta; Diptera; Syrphidae. Gene Ontology annotation, molecular function: nucleic acid binding. The record is from RefSeq and is a predicted model, not a curated record.
AUGGUUCAAAAAUUCAAUGGUGUUUUCUGUCGCAAAAGAGUGACUCUCCCCCAAUGCCACUAUCCAUGGAUGGCACUCUCAUCGAUGAGACUGACCAGUUUUAAGUUUAAGGGAGAAUUUAUACUUAGAAGGGCACCCCACUUCGGUGGAAUUUGGGAGGCGGCCGUUAAAAUUGCAAAGGGCCAUCUCUAUCGCAGCCUGGGAGGUGCCAAGCUGUCAUUCGAAGAACUUUCAACUGCGCUGGUGGAGAUCGAGGCCAUAAUGAACUCCAGGCCAAUAACUCCGGUGUCCACAGAUCCCAAUGACGUCGAAGCCCUAACGCCAGCUCAUCUGCUUAUGGGGUCAUCACUAAAAGCAGUUCCUGAUCCAAUUGAAGAAGUCUCCGACAUCAGCUAUCUACAACGAUGGCGACGAAUAAAUGCCGUCAAAACUCUCUUUUGGAAGCAAUUGUCAUCAGAGUACAUCCUAGAACUCCGAGGACGUGCAAAGUGGGCGUCGUCCAGACCAAACAUCACAAUUGGUAGCCUUGUCAUUAUUCACGAGGACAACCUACCUCCUCAAAAGUGGCUCUUGGGGAGAGUCACGAAAAUCAUCGAAGGUCCCGAUGGUCGAGUCAGAGUCGCCGAUAUAAAAACGUCAAGAGGAGAGUUCAGGCGACCCAUUCGCAAACUCGCAGCGAUUCCAUCUUGA